This is a messenger RNA of Triticum urartu, 1209 nucleotides long. RefSeq lists its product as uncharacterized. NCBI's taxonomy places the organism in Eukaryota, Viridiplantae, Streptophyta, Magnoliopsida, Poales, Poaceae. The record is from RefSeq and is a predicted model, not a curated record.
UCCACAUCCAUCCCCGCUCAGCCCAAGAAAAACCCAUCCGCCGGCCACCGCGACAAGAUCCCCCAUUUAUACGCAGAGCUCGCUCGUUCCUCGCCAGAGAUCACAUACACAAGUAACCAGCGCCGAUCGCAUGAGCGUUGCACAAGCAACUGCACCAGAUCGAUCGAUCCCUUGCAGUUGGCUGGAGCAAUGCCUUGCUUGGCGCACGACCGCCACCCCAGCCCCAGGCCCCCGGCCGCUAACCACUGCAAGUCCCUCUCCUGCCUCAUCCGGGAGACCUACGCGCACUGCCAUGUCCCCUGCAUCGGGAUCGCCGGCGCCGGGUGGAGCUCCGGCGACGACAGCGACGACGACGAUGAUGACAUGCUCGACACGAAACAGGUGAUACUCAACGAGAUUAGGAACCGGCAGCUGAGGAAGGAGUCGAGGUGCAGCGUGGACUCGGCGGCCCUGUCGGGCGCCUUCAUCUGGUUCUUCACCCCGCUCGACCCGAGAAGCGUUCUGGAGAAGGUCUCGAGCCCUGAGAAGCACGUCGUGGCGGGGGAGGAGAAGGGAGAGGCGGAGGCGGGCAGCGACGCCGGCGACGUGGAGAGCGAGGCCUUCUUCUCGGUGAAGAGCUUCUUCACCCGCAGCACGAGCCGGGCGGCGACCGUGGCGUCGCUGACGGACAUGGAUCCGCCGGCGACGUGGGACGGCUUCCGGGACUGCGAGGGGUGGCCGUUCGGGCUGUGCCGCCGCCCCGCCGUGCCCCCGCUGCCCAGCACGCCGGCCGACUCCUGGAAAUGGCGCAAGCAGAGCAGCGGCCGCAGCCUCGCCGCGAGCCCGCGUCCUUCUCACGGUGACAAGAUCACAGCGAGUUGAGCGGCGGCGCCGCCAUUAACAAGCAAGAACACUAUAAUUGAGCCGCCCGUGCGUUAGCAGACACGCCGACCUGCUUAGACCGGGGUAGUAUUUUUCAUGUGCUCAUCGGUAUUUCGUUUAAUAAUCUUGCACCAAAUACCGGGGAGCACACCAAUAUUACGCCCAAUCUAUAUACAGGGUGCGAGAUGUGUGACGAAGCUGGCAGGUUUUUCUGGCAUCUUUGGCGUCGUUGUUGAUUCGAGAGAGAGUGCUGUUGCUGUUGUGAUUUUGUUGUUCUUCUCCUUGAAGAAUGUGUGCGCGUAAUUAAUCGUAAUCCCAGUAACUCAGAUGCAUGUACUUUCUGAUUUU